Molecule: messenger RNA, 2963 nt
Organism: Benincasa hispida (wax gourd)
Lineage: Eukaryota; Viridiplantae; Streptophyta; Magnoliopsida; Cucurbitales; Cucurbitaceae
Product: dnaJ protein ERDJ2-like
Biological process (GO): post-translational protein targeting to endoplasmic reticulum membrane; SRP-dependent cotranslational protein targeting to membrane
Cellular component (GO): Sec62/Sec63 complex
Molecular function (GO): RNA binding; transmembrane protein transporter activity
Source: RefSeq, a predicted model, not a curated record
GAAUUUGCCAGUCGUUUCUCACAACCCACAAUUUCCUGAUUUCCUCUCCACAAAAUAAAUCACCAUUAAUGCGUAUUGCGUAGCUUUUUCUCAACGGCGUCCUUCGAAAUCAACGCCGUCUUUCCAUAUCCGGUGUUCGACGGUCCUUCGCCGUGGAUCUGACCAGAACGCUCCUCCGCCGCUUCUCCACCGUUCGCCAUCGCUUUCGGUGCUGCGAUCCGUUCCUGUCCAGAGCUGGUCAUCGGAAUCCUCCUCCCCAUCGGUUUCGGUUGGAUCCGCUGGUGAUUUAUUCCAUCUGCUCGAAUUAUCACUCUUCCUCGUCCUCUACCUCUUCCUUGAUCUGUUUGGUCAAAUUGAGCGCCUUUGGUAUCAAAGCUUUGUUUUCGAUUAGGCAUUGGCCGUCGUAGUUCAGGCCCAUAUCGAGGUUCAACAUCCUCCCUCAAACUGAACAGAGCAGUCAGGCAAGGUAUGUCCUAUAAUCCCACAACCAUAACAAAAAUCGGCAAGUUUCUCAUAAGAAAUCGGUACCCAACGUUCUUCUGCCGUUGAUCCCAAUUUAAUAAGUGACGAAAAACUGCUGUUGCUCUGUGGCUCCUCGAACACCAGCAUUCCAUUAUCGAAUAUCCAAGACCGUACGAAGUUGACGGAAGGCACUGCUGAAAAAAGGUUUCCAUGGCAACUUCGGAAGAGAAUAGUGCAUUGUUCCCUAUUUUUAUUUUGACAAUAAUGGCACUGCCUUUAGUGCCUUAUACAAUUCUUAAGCUUUGUCGGGCUGCUUCGAAGAAGGCAAAGAUUAUACAUUGCCAGUGUUCUGAAUGUUCCCGUUCAGGGAAGUACCGUAAGUCGAUAUUUAAGCGAAUAGCAAAUUUCUCGACAUAUAGCAACUUGACACUAGUACUUCUUUGGAUCUUCAUGUUCGUGUUGGUCUAUUACAUUAAAAAUAUUAGCCGGGAGAUUCAAGUCUUCGAGCCAUUUAGUAUUCUAGGAUUGGAAACUGGGGCUUCAGAGGCUGAUAUAAAGAAGGCAUACAGGAGACUUUCUAUCCUAUACCAUCCAGAUAAAAAUCCAGAUCCAGAGGCCCAUACAUAUUUCGUGGAGUUCAUAUCUAAAGCUUAUCAAGCUUUGACAGAUCCAAUAUCCCGUGAGAAUUAUGAAAAAUAUGGCCAUCCGGAUGGCAAGCAGGGGUUUCAAAUGGGAAUUGCACUCCCUCAAUUCUUACUAAACAUUGAUGGGGCAUCUGGUGGGAUACUUUUACUGUGGAUUGUUGGAGUUUGUAUUAUCUUGCCCUUGGUAAUAGCCGUUAUAUAUCUUUCAAGGUCGUCUAAAUACACUGGAAACUAUGUCAUGCGUCAGACACUUUCCACAUAUUAUUACUUCAUGAAGCCUUCUUUGGCACCAAGCAAAGUAAUGGAUGUGUUCAUAAAGGCAGCUGAGUAUGUGGAAAUGCCAGUUCGUAGAACUGAUAAUGACCCUCUUCAAAAGAUAUUUGGACUAGUUAGGAGUGAGUUGAAUCUUGACCUUAAGAACAUUAAACAAGAGCAGGCGAAGUUUUGGAAGCAACAUCCAGCCCUUGUUAAAACACAAUUGUUGAUCCAAGCUCAAUUAACUCGUGAAUUUGCCAACUUGCCUCCACCUUUGAAUGCUGACUUUAAACAUGUGCUGGAACUUGCUCCUCGCCUUCUUGAAGAAUUAAUGAAGAUGGCACUGAUCCCACGUAAUGUCCAAGGACAAGGAUGGCUACGUCCUGCAACCGGGGUCAUUGAGCUCACACAAUGUGUCAUUCAGGCUGUUCCUCUCAGUACAAGAAAGGCCACUGGAGGAUCCUCUGAAGGGAUUGCACCAUUUCUACAGUUGCCGCAUUUUAGCGAGGCUGUUGUCAAGAAGAUAGCCCGCAAGAAAGUGAGAGCGUUUGAGGAUCUUCAAAAACUGGCGCAAGAAGAGCGUGCCGAGCUGCUUACUCAGGUGGGUGGGUUCUCGCCUGCUGAAGUACAAGAUGUUGAAACGGUGCUGGAAAUGAUGCCAUCGGUUACUGUUACUAUCUCAUGUGAAACAGAAGGUGAAGAAGGUAUCCAAGAGGGUGAUACUGUCACUAUUCAGGCUUGGGUGACACUUGAACGCCGAAACGGGCUCGUGGGUGCUCUCCCGCAUGCCCCCUACUACCCGUUUCACAAAGAAGAGAACUUCUGGUUCUUGCUUGCAGAUCCAAAUUCAAACAAUGUGUGGUUUUAUCAGAAGGUCAGUUUCAUGGAUGAGGCUACGGCCAUAACUGCUGCUUCCAAGGCGAUUGAGGAACAAAUGGAGGGAUCUGGAGCAAGCGUGAAGGAAACCAGUGCUGCAGUUAGGGAAGCAGUGGAGAAGGUAAAAGCAGGAUCAAGACUGGUUCUAGGCAAGUUCCAUGCCCCAGCUGAGGGAAACUACAAUUUAACUUGUUACUGCCUGUGUGAUUCCUGGAUCGGUUGCGAUAACAAAACGAACCUGAAAUUGAAAAUCUUGAAACGAACCCGUGCCGGUACCCGUGGUGGCCUCAUGGCAGAAGAAGGACCAACCAUGGAAGAUGGAAUUGAAGAGGAAGAGGAAAAUGAUGAAGAAGAAUAUGACGAUUACGAGAGUGAGUACAGUGAAGAUGAAGCUGAUGAACAAGAUGUGAAAAGGAAGGGCCCUGUUGCCAAUGGAAAAGCGCAUAAGCAGAGUUCAAGUUCAGAAGGCUCUGGCUCUGAUGAUGAAUGAAGAACCAUUCCGUUAUUUAGUGAGACAACCAACCCCUCCCGCGGGUAAAUGGCCCCUUCCACACAGUGAUAGUGCAUUAGAAGCUUUUUUUUUUCCUUUCUUUUUGUCUCUAUAUUCCAGUUUUUAGAAGUUUUACGGCAACGAGAUUGACUUUUAAACAGAUUAUGUUAGAGUAUCAGACCAAUAUUUAUUGCCCCUUUUUUCAAGCAAUUAGUUCACGACCUUUGGCAAUCUUA